Messenger RNA from Trichoderma aggressivum f. europaeum, 1203 nucleotides. RefSeq names its product CAZyme family GT25. The record is from RefSeq and is a predicted model, not a curated record. Bases 1 to 1203 code for a protein of 400 amino acids. The transcript is spliced from 2 exons. NCBI's taxonomy places the organism in Eukaryota, Fungi, Ascomycota, Sordariomycetes, Hypocreales, Hypocreaceae.
AUGAAUGCUUCAGCAUGCUUAUCCGGCAUUCGCCCUCGCCUUCGUUUGCUGGCUCUGGCACCAGUGGUUGUCAUUGCUUACAUUGUUACCCUCAUUGCUGUCGACGAGUUCUUCUUCGCCUCCAAUAGGAUCGUCAUUAAAAGCGUCCCCGUUGAGAAAGCGAGCAGACAUACUCAAUCGAUAGUUGGCACCAAAAAUGAAGACCUCGAAUCGCCGAAAUCCAUUCAAUUGGACCUUGAACGGGUGAUUAAUAAGACGCUGGGAUUUGAAAAAGUCAUUGCUAUUGGGUUGCCGGAGCGGUCAGAUAAACGAGAUGCGAUGGAGCUCAUGGCAUCACUGAGUGGUUUUGAUAUCGAAUGGGUUGACGGCGUAAAGCCAUCCAGCAUCCCGAGCAAAGCGGUACCGUAUGGAAUCGAUCCCUCUGCAAUACAAGACAACUUUCUUGGAAGCUGGAGGGGCCAUAUGAAUGCAAUUCGACAAGUUGUCGAGCAGGAGACUGGAUCAGCCCUCAUUAUGGAGGAUGAUAUGGAUUGGGACAUCCAUCUCAAGUCUCAGCUCCGCAACGUUGCGCGCGGAGCCCGCCAGAUUCUGCACGAGCCCUCAGAGCUGCCUCACUCCCCAUAUGGAGAUGACUGGGAUCUCUUAUGGCUAGGUCAUUGUGGUGAACCUUUCCCAGAGACCCUGGAAGAGAACGCUGGACUACCGUUGGAGAGUAUAGAACAAAUGUCAGCCAAGUACUUCAUCCAAGACGACGAGACCGUCCCUCCAUACAGCCAAGUGUCGCAACUUGUGGACUGGUCUCAAUACCAGCCGCAUACGAGAAUCGUUCACAUAUCCGCGGCGCCGAUUUGCACCUUUGCGUACGCCGUCUCUCAAAGAGGAGCGAGGAAAAUCCUCUACGGCUUGAGUGUGGAUGGCCUGCAUAUGGCAUUCGACAACUCACUUGCACAGCUUUGCAGAGAUGCCAUCUAUGGGCUGGGCAGGAAUCAAAGCAGCGCCCUCAACAUGAAGUGCAUCAGCGUCAAUCCCACCAUCAUGUUCCACCACAAAGCAAAGGGGUUGGUUGCCUCCGGCAGCGACAUCCAGAAUGUUGGGGGAGAUGGCAGUGUUCGUGACAAGGGCGAGACAGAGUCCAUCCGGUGGAGUAUGAGACUGAAUCUGCAGAAUAUCCUGACUGGCAAAAGGUUGGAGGCGCAGUUUUAA